This is a messenger RNA of Tachysurus fulvidraco (yellow catfish), 5109 nucleotides long. RefSeq names its product Ras and Rab interactor 3 (gene rin3). The transcript is spliced from 10 exons. Gene Ontology annotation, cellular component: endocytic vesicle; cytosol. Gene Ontology annotation, molecular function: guanyl-nucleotide exchange factor activity; small GTPase binding. Gene Ontology annotation, biological process: vesicle-mediated transport; signal transduction. Lineage: Eukaryota; Metazoa; Chordata; Actinopteri; Siluriformes; Bagridae. The record is from RefSeq and is a predicted model, not a curated record. The coding region runs from base 634 to 3813 and encodes 1059 amino acids.
UGAGACUUCCCACAUGUGCUGCAUUCUUUGUUGAGUACUUAAGGGUCUCGGGCGCAUCUGGAGAAACUUAACUUUAAAUAGACUGGGAAGUUCACUGCUUACGAAUAGAUUUUGUCCUUUCACAUACACACACAAUUCAGGUCUGCUGAAUUGACAUUUAGCCCAUCUGGAGAUCGUGUUUAUUGGCAAGUAGAAAAGUUUAGAUGUUUGCAUGUGCAUCUUUGUGCAUAUGUUUGUGUUAAGGGGUUGGCUGACCACACCGGACAACCCCUUCCUGAGAAUACUGCUGUUCACAGACAGGAAGUCAAGACCAAGAUAAGGACGAUAAAGAAAGAGAGAACUUUUUAAGAAAUUUAUUUUUCACUAGGGGAAGAGAAAUAUAGCUUUAAAGAAAACAGGAGAAGAGAAAAGAAAAAGGCGAAGAUGGACGAGCUGAGGUCGCCUGUUUGAGUGGUAAAUGGAAACACAAAGAAGCAAGUGAUUGUGUAAAAGACACACCAAUGAAGAAAGCAGCUGUUGCAACCAAAGACUUCAAAAUGCCUAGUGGGAUGUUCCACAGAUCCAUCUAAAUCACUAAACCAGAGAUCCCUUGUUUCAUUUCCAGCCUUUUCUCCUUACUCUUAAAUAUGCACCAUGCUGUCCCCGGCUGCUGCCACAUCGCUUACCGUCAUCCCCAAACCCACAACUCCGUCUACUUUGCUUUCCGACUGUCCUUCCUCAUCUUCUGUAGAACCGGUCCAAUUGGUGGACAUUUCAGUUACCCCAGCUCCAGUAAAUCUCCAAAAAACCACCUCGCCUCCUUUGCCUCUUUCGCCUCCUUGCUCAAUUCGAAAACCCCCAAGUUCUAUACCACCUCAAAACUCAAAACCUUCUGUCCCUCGUCAUCACAAAGCAAAGGCUCCUAAGCCCACAUGUCCACCUCUCCCAGUGCAGCAGCCAUCAGCACUCCCCAAAACUGCUGCUACAGCCAUGCCCAAAGCUCCUCCAAGGCCAAUCUCCAAACCAUUAUCAUCACCUCUUCAGAGACCCCCACCACCACUCACUUCAAAAACUCCUGUUGUACCAUCCCCACCUGUACCAACUCAGACAUCAGCCCACCCUAGCAUUAGCAUCUUGGAGAAGCUGAUCAAAACAUGUCCAGUGUGGCUACAACUGGGAAUGAAAAAGGAAAAAGCCACUCAAAUACUCACCAAAGAGCUGCCUGGGAUCUUUUUAGUGAGGAGGGACCGUGGCCAGUCGUUGAUGGUGGUAUCAGUUCGUCUUCCAGACCAGCAUGGAGUUCCUCAGAUCCAGGACUUGCCUGUCAAUGAAGAAAAGACCAUGCUAUACCUUGAAGGCUCUGUCCUGGUUUUUGACAACAUAUUUAAACUCAUUGCAUUCUACUGUGUUAGCAGGGACAUUCUACCCUUUACCCUGAAAUUACCUCAGGCCAUCAUCAAGGCAUUUAAAUAUGAAGAUAUGGAAGUGAUCUCCACACUAGGAGUAGAAUUCUGGGGUUCAGAGCUGAAUAGUCACAUACGGGAAGAUUUGAAUAAAUCUGCAGACUGCGGUGUCUCCUCUGGAAAAGACCAACUUUGGUAUAUCAACCCGAUCUUCGUUGAGGAAUACUAUAACAGUCUUCCUCCCAACUCUCCUACACCUAUCCUGAGGUCACAAAGCAUUAACAUGCCUGUUCAGGCUCCACCAAAAUUCAAGAGGCCUCCACCUCUACCUCCACGUCCACUUACCAUUUCCGAAGAUGCACCGCUGCAAGUGUCAGCCAAGCCAGAAAGAGAGAAAUUCACGUCAGAGGACUCUUCACUUCUGUUGCUAAGUUCUCCUUCGCCUAUAGUCCAAAAAGAGGAAGGAAGUCAUUGUGGGCAUGAAAACGCAGAGAGAACUCUAUUACCCACUGCUGAGGCAGAAAUGUGUAACAAACAAGAUGCAGAGCAACCAUCUCUAAGUGAAGCAACUAAACAGGGUAGCAGCCCCAUUUCACACAAGAGUCCCCCAGUCCCACUCCGACGGCGGAUAUCAGAGAUCCAACCCACAGGAGAAGUCCAGCAGGAGCCUUUAAAGGAAACUAUCUGUACAUCUGCAGCAGCAGAGAUCACUGAGAAUCCGGGUUCUGCCGUGUCUCUCAUAUGCCUUGAUGACAGUUGCAUGGACCAAUGGGUGAGCGGGCAGUCUGGACAGUUUAAAAUAGCACAAGAGGAAGAUCUUGUUGAUCAAUUGAAAAUUUCAAAUGGAGAUUCCUCUGUGAACAUGCUUCCAGCAAAUGACAUGAAGAAGCCUGUGCCACCUCCUAGGAGAAAACGAAUACCCACGAUCACAACAACCCAAAAUGCUACCAAUACCUCUGAAGGUGUUACCCAAGAGCUCAGCCACAUUACUCCACAGCCCGCUGCAAAGUUUCAUAACCUUGGGAUCAAUACAGACCACCCUAAAGUUUCAGAUGUGUCAUUAUUUGCCCCUGAAGGAGGUGCUCCCCAGCCUGAACAUGACUCCUACUCCACAAGCAGCACAGAGGAAGAAGCAGAUCCUAGCUCGAUGGGUGCCAUUGUAAAGAGGACACCCACUGUUAUACUAGACCGUGCUAAGCAACGGCUCUCCAUGGUGAACUUCUCCACCGUAUUCACAAGCUUCAUGAGUACUGACCGCAAGCUUCAGAAAAGGAUUGUGGAGCUUACUAGAGAUGGGAGCACAUACUUUGGUAACCUGGUACAGGACUACCGUGGUUUUACACUGGACACUAUGAAGAGGCAUUCCUCCAGUACAGAGAUGCUCCAAGAGAUCAGACAAAUGAUGACACAGCUCAAGAGCUAUUUGAUCCAAAGCACAGAGCUGCAGAACCUGCAGGAGCCAUCUAUUUAUUCUGAUGAGAAACUGGAGAUAAUCAUUGAGGCAUCACUCUAUAAAAGUGUUCUGAAGCCCUUAAGAGAGGCGAUAUAUAAUGGGCUUAGGGACAUCCACUCACGUGCAGGCACCCUAAAGAAGCUCAAGGAAAAUCAGCAGAUAUUGUUGGGCACCACUACCACAGAUUUGGGUGUAACCACAUGUGUUCCUGACUCACCUGUCAUGGAGAAAAUCCAAGGGAAAUUAGGAAACUUGCAUCAGGAAUACUCACCACAGAAGAAAAUAGACCUGCUCCUCAAGACCUGCAAGAUCAUAUAUGAGUCCAUGUCUGUUGGCUGCCCAGGGAAGCCUCAUGGUGCAGACGACUUCCUGCCUGUACUGAUGUACGUACUGGCUCGUUGCAACAUGACUUCACUGCUGCUGGAUGUGGAGUAUAUGAUGGAACUGAUGGACCCUGCGCUACAGCUUGGAGAAGGCUCAUACUAUCUAACCACCACAUAUGGUGCUCUGGAGCAUAUCAAAAACUACGAUAAGCAAGCAGCUUCCAGGCAACUGAGUUUGGAAAUCCAGGACUCUAUCCAUCGCUGGGAGCGUCGCCGUACUCUUAAUAAGGCACGCGCCUCACAAUCAGCCAUACAGGAUUUCAUCACUGUCUCUUUCUUGGAGGCAUGUUCUAACACCAGGACUCUGGGUGUAGAUCCCCAAACCACUGCUCGGGACUUGAGUGCCCAGUGCGCAGAGAAGUUUGAAGUGCAGGAUCCUGACACCUACUGUCUGACUAUGCUAGUAGACGGCCACUACCGACCCCUGACUCCAGAGGAGUUACCACUUGCUAUAAAAUCCACCCUGCACUGCAGUGAGCCACGCAAAGAAUUUUACUUUGUGUACCAGCACGGACGCUGGCCAGAGAAGGAACCUGACAAACAAAUACAGCAUACCCCUGAACCAACACCUGCCCAGGAGGAGAGUUUGAUCUGAAGUCUGAAUUACAAAAAAGAUUAUGUUUGCUCCUAUCACAGAAAAUAAAACACUCUACAACAUCACUAUCAUCAGUUAUAAAAAGCAAUUGAUUAAGUGGAAUUUUACUGUAUUUCCAUCUUGGCACCAAGUCUUCUCCAAAAUUGCACUUUGACUUAUAGUCAGUAAGAAUUAGUGAAGUUUUUGCUUUUAAAUAACCCCAUAAUGUAACUGAAAGCAAAAGGAAGUAUCUUUAUUCUAUACUCUAUGAAUGUACUUAAAGUUUAGGGGUUACAGCAGAAUUGCAUUUUAUAAGAAGCCUCUUCUUUAAUAGUAACUGUUUGAUAAACUUGUCAUUACCUUCUACUACACACAGCUGAGCAGUAUUCCUAAAAGUCAUGCAAACACUCAAAAACAUUUUGGCACUGGUUUGAUGAAUUGAACAGGAAUUUUUUUCAAAAAUUAAAAUUUGACAGUGACUUUUUUGAGUCACCAUGACAACGUUUACUAUGCACAGAUGCUGACAAAAACCCUUUCCUCACUCUAAUAGGGUAACAUUUUGGGUCUGUAUUUCAGAAAUCGAUUAAGGCUUAUAGAUUAUAUAGUUAUGAUUUUUCUUUUUCAUUGAAAUGCCACUCAUGUUUAAAUUAUAGGCAAGGCAAGGCAAGUCAAGUUUAUUUAUAUAGCACAUUUCAUACACAAUGGUAAUUCAAAGUGCUUUACAUAAAAGAAAGUAAAAUAAUCAUAAAACAAUAAGCACAACAUUUAAAAUUUAAACAUUGAUUUAAAAAUAAAAUUAAUACAAUUGAAAAGAGGAAAGGAUUAUACAUAGUGCAAUCAGUUUGGAUGUAGCACAGUGUUCAUUCAGAAACGAACAGCUAAAAAGAUGGGUUUUCAGUCUAGAUUUAAAUGUGGCUAAUGUUUUAGCACAUCUGAUGUUAUAGCACAUGUCAGAUUAUAGCUGACAAACCAGCAUAUUUUUUCAUCUGUAUUUUACCUAUUCUGUUUAUUUGUCUGUCAACUUUACCUGGGUCUUAAAUUUUGCUGUUGCCACAUUGUAUUGGUUUCACUUAAUAUAAUGUCUGCUCCUUAAUUCAGAUGUUCUGGAUAAUAGUUCCAGUGAUAAACAGUGAGCACACGAAUAAUGUUUGUAUGUAUGACUCGAAUCGCUUAAACUUUUUUAUAUAUGACUCAGGGUGAUUAGGUGCAUUUCCAAUAUGCGAUGUAAAUCAAUUGAAAUUUAUAACAAUUUAAAUCCAGCCACAGCAAGCAGGGUUUUUUUUUUUACUUGUACACCAAUAAAGUAUCCUAUCAUCA